Molecule: messenger RNA, 567 nt
Organism: Trichomonas vaginalis G3
Lineage: Eukaryota; Parabasalia; Trichomonadida; Trichomonadidae
Exons: 1
Coding region: 1-567 (188 amino acids)
Source: RefSeq, a predicted model, not a curated record
AUGGUAAAAAGAUCAGCCGUAUAUACUGCCGUUGGAAAAUUUUGGGGUCACAAAGAUUUUAAAUUUGAUUAUUGGAUUGAGAACCAAUUACAAUGCUGCGGAUAUCCUAAGCGUAAUAACACAGCUUGUGAUAAAAGACUCUACACCUGUGACGUUGUAUUUGAAUACAAAUUCAAGAAACGAGUGAAAUAUAUUUCAAUAAUUUUUAUUCUCAUUAUCUUCCAACUUGCUGCUUCUAUUGUUGGGUUUGUUUACUUCCACAGACUUAAUAAUGCGCGUGUCGAGGCUGAUUCGGCAGAACAAAAUCCGGAACCAGAAAAUAAACCAGAAACUACAAUUUCUGAUUCUAAACUGAUUCCAGAAGGAUACCCAGGUGAUGAAGAAGAUAGUCCUCUAUUUAAUCAGCAACAGAAUGAUGAGAGUGAUGAAGAAGAGGAAGAAACUCCUUCCGUCGAAAUUAAUCAGAAGGAAUCAAUUGAAGAAGAAGAAACCGAAGAUGAUGAUGAGGAAGAAGAUGAAGAAGAAAUCAAAGUUUCAACUCCUCAACGCAAACAUCGAAAAUCUUAG